Alternaria triticimaculans is the source of this 8652-nucleotide messenger RNA. RefSeq lists its product as uncharacterized. The transcript has 6 exons. NCBI's taxonomy places the organism in Eukaryota, Fungi, Ascomycota, Dothideomycetes, Pleosporales, Pleosporaceae. The record is from RefSeq and is a predicted model, not a curated record. The coding region runs from base 1 to 8652 and encodes 2883 amino acids. Gene Ontology annotation, cellular component: intracellular membrane-bounded organelle. Gene Ontology annotation, molecular function: helicase activity; phosphatidylinositol binding.
AUGGCCCCCGUGAAGCGCAGAGAUCUGGUCUUCGCCGCUAUCGCCGUCUUCAUCGCCUGGGGGUACCUGACCCAUUGGCAGCCGAAGCUGCACUACCUGCCCUACGCCUUCUUCGCCGGAGUACUCGCGACGCUUGCCCUGCUAGCAUGGCUCACCUUCACGAUCGCCUGGGACACAGACCUACGAAGCGGAGGAAAGGUCGACUAUGGACCGCGCCAUGUCGCCUUCGUUGCGCCGGACAGGUGGAAGGCUGAGAGGGAGGCUUUGGACAUGAGGAACAUGUACAUGAUGGAGCCGCUAUACCCCGCGUCCUUCAUGAUAUCAGACAGCAUCGACGUGCUCAUUGGGCUGAUACUGCGCGACUUCGUGAAGAGCUGGUACGGCAGUAUCAGCAAAAGCCCGACAUUCGUCAACGAGGUGGACAAUGCGAUACGGGCUGCAAUGGGCGAAGUUCGGGAGCGCAUACUGGCAGUAGAUAUGGUCGAGACAGUCGUGUCGCGCAUGAUACCUCUCAUCACCGAUCACUUGCGGGCGUCCUACGAGGCAGAGCGCAUAGUUCGCGGACGCAAGCUGUCGCGGAACAUCACAGAUUCUGAGGAGCUUGAUCUGGCCAUCGCAGCCAAAUACAAAGAGGGCCGGUUGCACCCGGCGGCGUCGUUGGCAUACUCGAAUACCAAGCCUAUACAGCAGCAACAUCUACGAAGCAUCGUCACGCGACUACUGCCAAAGAUUAUGCCUGCGAACAUGUCAACCAGUCCCGCUGUCAAUGUACUGAUCAAAGAGCUUGUGGCCUGCGCAGUCCUCUCUCCUGUGAUGCAGAUGCUUGCUGACCCAGAUACAUGGAACCAGCUUAUGGAGGGAUAUGGACGAUCGUUGAUACAGGAAAGGAAAACUGUCCGCAAGAUUCGAGCUGCUCUCGAUGAACAUGCUCCGCCCUCACCGAAGAACCCCAAGAACGUCCAGUUUCCAAAGCUUGCGCCCGGCGAUAACGAGCGACGAUUCGAACGUUUCAUACGAGCCAUUAGGCAGACCAAUACUCUUGCAGAUGCUAGACGAUUUCGCAGCGAAGUGUCAAGUCAAUUGCGGAAGGAUUCCACGGUAGAAGAUCAAGACCCUGUCUAUCUGCGGCGUCUAGAAACAGCGCGACAGAUUCUGGAUACAAAAGUCAACAACCUCAGUGCUGGUGGCUCGGUUCGGGCAAAGGUUGCCGCACAGGAGAAGCCGAAGCACAAGCGUACUUCGUCCAAGUUCGCGAACGCGUCUCUACGCGAAGUGCUGUACGAUGCGUCAGGACUGUCUUGCUUCAUGGAGUUCAUGGAUCAGGCGGACUUGAUGCGGCUGGUGCAGUUUUGGAUCGUGGUGGACGGCUUUCGCAAUCCAUUGGAAGUAGAGACUGAAGAAGCGCCAGACUAUAUAGGCUCGCUUCCUGCAUGGACAGAGUCUGACCGUGCAGACCUGGCGCAGAUCUACGACGGAUAUUUGUCGAACCCGGAGUUGAAGAUACUUCCCGAAGCUCGACAAGCGGUCUCUGAGUUUCUCAAAGCCGGGCGGAAGGCGACUCCGCAGCAGUAUCAUAAUGCGCGACGUUCUUUGCUCCAAGCUCAGACGGCGGCGUACGAACAAUUACAGGAACCCUACUUCCGAAGGUUCAAGAAGUCCAACUUGUAUUACAAGUGGCUGGCCAUGGACGAGGCGGCGAACGCUCAGAACAGCAGUGUGAAUACGAGGACUGUAGCGCAAACACUCGACAAUUCGUCUGCGGCUGCCCCUGCUAUGAUUCGCACCCAGUCAAGGCAGAAGAGCGCAUUGCAGAUACCACAAGGAGACUUGCGCCGAGCCGUCGCAUCGUCAUCAGAUCUUAAGAGCCAAGGAGCCGUCAAAAACGCUGAGCCACCUGCACGCCGUUCUUUGGAUGUACAUAGGUCAUCAUCUGCACGCGCACCUCUCUUCGACGAGGACUACGACUCAGACCCUCUCGCACACUCAACCGCAAGCCUCAACUCAGACUUUGGUCAUGACCGCUCCAAUGGCAACAAUACGCAGGUCGUCGAUGCUAUGCAGGCUGCCAUCAUCGACAUUAUGGACGAGCCUGAGGGUUCGAUAUUCUACGAGCCGGGUCUGAAAUCGCCACUAGACAGUGUUUCCAUGCGAGGAUCCGUCGAUCUACCACGAGCGUCAUCCCCAGCCCCGCAAGCACAAUUGCAGCAAAGCAAAGACAGUCUCAAGCCAAGCAUAGCGUCCCUUGGCUUGGUUGGAGAGCCCAGAACGCGCGGUGUCUUUGAUGAUGACCUGUUUGGUGAUGAAGAAAGGUUCAUGGAGGACGAGAUCGAUGACCCAGUCCCGAGGAGCAAAGCAGAAGAGGAAGAGAUUCACGAGGCGGCGCCUGGAGACCUGGGUCUCGCCGAAGCUAUCGAUGCACUAACGGCUGAUAUUGAGCGCCUGGUAUCCCAAGAGUCUAUCGUCGACUCUCUUACAUCAAAAGCUGAGUUGACAAACAACGCUGCAGAACUGAGGAUCUUGCGAAAAUCGAAAGCCAGCCUUCAGCGUGAGAUACAGAGGAAAGAGCUACAGCGUCAGCAGUACAUCGUCCAAGAAAGCGACAACAGCUUGUACGGACGCGCGACUGUGUUCAUUCAAUCAAUCAUGGUCGGCACAGAGGAAGACGGCAAGGAGUAUGCUAUGUACGUCAUCGAAGUACGACGACGUGCUGGCGACCAGAUGCCUGCCGCUACUUGGGUCGUCUCACGACGAUACAGCGAGUUCCACGAACUGAACAAAAGGCUCCGCGCCAAAUUUCCCCAAGUCCGAAAUCUGGAGUUCCCACGCCGGCAGAUGAUGCUGAAGCUCCAGAAAGACUUCCUGCACAAGAGAAGGCUUGGACUUGAGAAAUAUUUAAGGGAGCUUCUACUCAUUCCAGCUGUAUGCCGCAGCCGCGAACUACGCGCCUUCCUCUCACAAGCUGCGAUCAGCCCCGCCGAUGCCCUGCGAAACCAGGACCCAAACUCCAACGACUUCGUAACUCGCAUCUACAACUCAGUCGCAGAUGGUAUGGAAGAGUUUCUAGGCAACAUACCCGUCCUCGAUCAGCUAUCCGUCGCAGGCCAAAACCUCAUAUCAGCCGCAACCACCCAGCUUGCCAACACAAACGGCGCGACCGCCCAACCGGGCAACCUGUCUUCCUCCGGCGUUCUGGUCGCGGGCGAACCCAACAACGACGCAGAAGCAGAAGCCGAACUCCUCGCCUUCGAAAACAAAGAGCUCGAGCCCUUCGUCAAACCAAUCUGCGACAUCUUCCUCGAAACGUUCGAACUAAACCGCGAGAACAACUGGCUCCGAGGCCGCGCUGUCGUCGUAGUCUUGCACCAACUUCUUGGCGGCACCAUUGAACGCAAAGUCCGCGAAUCUUUCGAUAACCUACUGUCUGAAAACAACAUCGUCAAGUACAUCGACACGCUGAAGGACAGUAUGUGGCCUAACGGCAGGAUGAAAGUCGGUGUUGAACGAACCAGCAAAGAUAAAGAGAACAGUAGGAAGGCGGCGAGCGAGGUUCUGAGCACUCUCGUCCCGGAGUUGGCGAGUAGUGUUGUGGGGAGGCAGAAUGCGCAGUUGGCGGCGAAGAAGAUUGAGGGGACUAUCAAUAAUACCCGGUUGAAUACACAUAUCGCUUUCACGCUUCUCGACGAGAUGGUGCAGGUUCUGUUUCCGGAUGAUUCCAAGCCCGCGAGGGCCAAAGAGACGGAUGAGCAGAGAGCCGCACGAAAGUCCUAUAGCUCAUGGAAGCGCCGCCUUGGUGAGUCGGAAACUGAUCCAACGACCAUGCGACGCCUCUGGGAGGGUGCUUUUGGCAUACUCGAAGCUGGAGACCGAGACUGGCGACAGCAGCUCCCGCAAGACCUCAACGAUGAUUCGGAUGAUGAAAGUGGUCAUCGUCAUAUCCUCGCCAUUCUGAACUCAAAGGUUGUCGGCUCGGACUACGACACCUUCCUCAGCAACGCCCGCCAUUUCCUACUUACGCUUACGCAUUCCUCACUCCUUCGAUGUCUUGCGAUCGAUACACACGUCGGUUCCAUCUACAACCUCUUCGGUGGUGUCGGUGGGCGGACUGCAGUCUCAUAUCUCCAGCGGGUUUGCAAGGCUCUGGUGGCAGCUCGGACAUCUUCUUCGGCAUCUACCAAGGACCACGAGACGACCCUUCUCGCCAUGGCGACGGCUCUCUUCGAGCUGUUGAGACGUGAGCGUAGAGCCCGGUUCAACGAUGAGAUCAUCCCGCUGGUGGACUCCAUCCAGGCUGUAAGCGACCUCUACAAAGACUUGGUAUCGCCAGAUACCUCAACACGAAUAAGCAAUCGCCUCCAUGAUAUUCGAGCCCUGGUAGCUAGAGCUCACGGACUCCUCGCCGAAACCACCGGUGACAAUGGGGUUGAAGACGACAACUAUGCUGGCGGCCCUGUAUCAUUCUACCCAAGAGACAUCGUAGUCCCCUCGGACCGCUUUGACAACGACAAGAAGGACAUUGGCGACAUGGUAAUCUUCCCGACCCGGGAUGAGAUCAUAAGCGAUGCGAAGGAAUAUCUGCCCUAUACCGAUCCCGACCAGCCACACUUCCUUGAGGAUCGCGUGCAACGCCACAUAGAUACUUACUUCCGCCUGUUGCGCCACGAUAUCUUCGGUGAGCUGAAGGGGUCAUUGGCUGGAAUCAUGCAUGCUGUAUCGCAAGACGCCAACACGUUGCUUCACCCCAAUAUCAGCCUAGGAGAUAUACGCGCCAAUCAGUACACCAGCGCUCGCGUCAGCUAUGUCACACUCGACAAGCGAAUGGGGUUGCAAGCUCAGAUGGAAUUUUUGCAGCCUGCGAUAGUCCGCAAGAAAAGUGUUAGCCAAAAGGUGAAUUGGUGGGAGGAAUCAAGGCGAUUCGACGAAGGGUCGCUUUUGUCCUUCAUAUGGAUCCAGGACAAUGUCGUUCAACACAUCUUCCUUACUGUCUCAAACAAGGACACUGAUCCGACAAAGGAGUACAGCUUGACACACCACAAUCAAAUGGCCUACAUGACGGCUAGCCUGGUAACUCAAGAUCGAGCAACGGUCAAGAUGCUCAUGCAAGCCAACAUCGGAGCAGCCCGGGGUGUUCUGCUAGAGUUCCCGAAGGUCAUGCCGGCGACCUUUUCACCCACUUUGGAAAGCCUACAGGCGAUGCAGCGACUGAAUCGUCUACCGUUUCAGCAGUGGGUUGUCCCGGACAAACACAAUGACCGUCCUUCGACGCCUAAGACUCACGAAAUUCCUCCACCUCUAUACGCGCGCGCGCCUGGCUUCAAGUUCCCCGUGACUGCUCUCCUGAAAGAUGGCAACAAAGAAGACUCUUUUUCUAUCGAACCAACAUCAUCAUGUGACGACCAGGCGUUACUCGAUAAGCUGGAGGCCAAAACGCAACUUGACUGUGGACAGUGUCGCGCGCUCAUUGCUGCGCUAACCCGAGAGUUCGCCUUCAUCCAAGGACCUCCAGGAACGGGAAAAAGCUUUUUGGGCCUACAGAUCAUGCGGAUACUGCUGGGGAUCAAGGAGAACAGCGAUCUCGGUCCUAUACUCAUCGUAUGUUACACUAACCACGCCUUGGAUCAGUUCCUCGAACACCUAAUCGAUAUCGGCGUCCACAAGCUCAUCCGGGUUGGCGGCAUGAGCAAGUCCAAGAAGCUUCUCAACCACAGCCUGCGCACCGUCGGCGAAUUGGAGACGAAGACCAAGUCAGAAAAGUAUAUGGCGGCGAUGAACUAUCAGGAUCUAGAUCAGAAUGAGAAGGAGGCCAAGAUGCUCUUUGGUGGUCUUCAUGGCUUGUCGAAGCGUCCGGACUGGCAUAAGCUCAAAGACCAUAUCCACGAAGAAUAUCCGAAGAUCUACAAUCAGUUCCGUUCUGUCGAUGACGAAGGCUUCAAGACAGCCGGCCGCCACCCAUUCGAUGUAUGGAUCGCCGGUACUGAGGCAUAUGGCCAAACCUCAUUAACUCAAAGCGAGUUACAGCAGAUAAUCCAGCGGGCGACUGCAAGCGUGUUCUCUUUGUCAAUGCUUGAGAGAAGCGCACUUGUCGCCUCCUGGGUAUCGCAAGCUCAAGGAAACAAGGUCAGCGAGCUCUUCGAAAUCGUCAAUAGUGCAGCCAAGACUCAACGACAAUUGAGCAAUAUCCAUGAGGAGUUGAACCGACGACUGCUAGAAGAGGCUGAAGUCAUUGGGGUUACCACGUCCGGCUUGGCGAAACGUAUCUCGGUUCUCCAGCAGGUGAAGUGUAAGGUGAUCAUCUGCGAGGAAGCCGGUGAGGUCAUGGAGAGUCACAUGAUCUCGGCGAUGCUUCCCGAUGUUGAGCAUCUCAUCCAGAUUGGUGAUCACGAGCAGCUUCGGCCCUCUGUCAGCAACUUCCGCGACUUAUCGCUCGAGAGCGAGCGAGGAAAGCUUCACGCGCUCGAUAGGAGUCAGUUCGAGCGACUCUCGAUCGGUGAGCCCGGGCGGCCUCUGAUGCCUGUUGCUCAACUGAAUGUACAGCGUCGAAUGCGCCCGCAAAUCUCUUCGCUGAUUCGCGAAACCAUCUACGAUAAGCUCAAGGACCAUCCGUCUACCAUCGAGCUGCCGGAUGUUGUUGGUAUGCGCCGCAAUGUCUUCUGGCUCGACCACACCAACUUCGAAAACGAGAAGGGUGCAGAUACACAUGAUACGAAGUCCAAGUCCAACUUGUGGGAAGUCAAGAUGGUGCAUGCCAUGGUCCGGCAUAUCGUUCGGCAGGGUGUGUACAAGCCCGAUGACAUCGCAGUCUUAACCCCAUACACUGGCCAGCUUCAGAAACUCCGCGCCGCGAUGAGCAGCGAUUUUGAGAUCUGCCUCAGUGAUCGAGAUCGAGAAGCGCUUGAGAGGGACGGUUUCGCUGUAGAAGACAACGAUACAGCAAAGACCGCAGUACCCGCUCACGAGAGUUACCAGGGCAAGCCGCUGGAGAAGAAACAAUUGUCGGAACUAUUGAGGGUUGCGACGGUCGAUAAUUUCCAAGGAGAAGAGGCGAAGAUCAUCAUUGUGUCUCUUGUGCGAAGCAACGAUAGACAGAACGUCGGCUUUCUCAAAACGACAAACCGUAUCAACGUUUUGCUGAGUCGCGCUCAACAUGGCAUGUACCUCAUAGGUAAUGCAGAUACCUACUCUAGCGUCGACAUGUGGCAGAAAGUCAUCGGGAUGCUACGUGCGACCGAAUCAGUUGGGAAAGCUCUGGCUUUGCGUUGCCCUCGACACCCUGAUACCGACGCCCAAGUACAGCAGCCUGACGACUUUCACAAGUUGAGCCCUGAAGACUUGAUCAUGGGGUCUCGUUAUGCUAAAAUCGACCUGGAUCAAUCGCCCAUAGUCGUUCUCGGUUGCGGUCACUUCUUCACCACCGAAACUCUGGACGGAGUCGUCGGCCUCAAAGACGUGUAUAGCGUCGAUACGAAGACGGGCGCCUUUACCGGACUGAUUGAGGACGCCGAGCUGUCUGCAUCGAUUCCACAAUGCCCCAAAUGUCGAGAGCCUGUCAAGCAGUAUGUUACCCAGCGCUACAACCGGCUCAUCAACCGAGCUGUCAUCGAUGAGAUGUCCAAGCGCUUCAUCGUCAACGGUCAACAAGACUUGCAGCAACUGGAAGGCCAGCUCAUAGAAGUCAGGAAGGACCUCGAAAAGUCGCGCAUGUCGGUUGUUCCCGAUAAGCCAGUCCAGCUCCGCGGUCAGGAAGCUCACGAGUUCACCAUGCAGUCCAUCAACGACGAGAUUAACAAUCGCGCAAGGGAUACUAUUCAGCUCCUAAACGCAGUCAAGGCGUUUCAGCUUAGGAUGGAUACCCGACACCAACCGACAUACAAGCUGCACCAGGCGACCGUGCAUAGUAUGGCGCGAAGUGAACCACUGGAUGUUGAGCUCGCAAGGUUGACAAUCGACUCGUCCGAAAAGUCUGCCAAACGCGAUCGCGAUCAACGCAUCACCCUCGGCGGCCGCCUCCUCGAAAUCAAGGUACGCUGCUUAGUGUUAGAGGAGAACUUCGAGAUCAUGCGUACUGUGGAUCAGAAGCAUUUCCAGAGUACCUUGCCCCUCAAGUUUCCCAGUGGUUCACCCGUUGCCAAGACGGAUCGGUUCCUCAAAGACACGAAGAGGCUCAUUGAUGACUGCAUACGUGAGAGUCUGCCUAAACUUGCGGUUGAGGCUACACUGCACUACGCUCGAAUCGCCCAGUUCUUUGGUAGUGCUCAGUCUGAUAAGAACAACGAUCGCGCAAGGGCCAUGAAUUACCGCAACACCGCCAAGGACCUGUUGGCAAAGGCGGACACGCUUUGUGAGAGUUCCUUCAGUGGACGGGAUAACUUGCGACAAGCUGUCGUCGCUGCAUCGAAGAUGCUCAGCAAGGAGUUCUACGAGGCAGUGUCCAAGGAAGAACUGGAAUCUAUCAAGAAGGCCAUGGUUAGUGGACGUGGCGGUAUCGCGACUCACUCUGGGCAUUGGUACAAGUGUGUGAACGGCCAUCCAUUCGCCAUUGGAGAAUGCGGUAUGCCCAUGCAGCAAGCGCGCUGUCCGGAAUGCGGUCAGCCCGUCGGUGGCCAGAAUCAUACUGCCGUCGCUGGAGUAUCACGCGCCAGGGAGAUGGAGGAUUGA